UUCACUUUUAAUAGAAUAGAUAUACAGCUUCAGUGAUUAACAACACUUCAUCUCCUCCGGGCCUCUCUCCGUCAUAGAUUUGCUUAUAUGGAUUCGUCUUCGACAUCGGAUUUUUCACUGGGAACGUCGUCGUUGAAGCGGAACUCUGGUGAUGUCGGAUGGGAAUACGGAACUUUGUAUGACCCGAAGAAUCAAGAUAGAGUGAAGUGCAAACUGUGUGGGAAAGGAAUGGGAGGAGGAGUGUAUAGGAUUAAGGAGCAUAUCGCUCACCGUAAAGGGACUGUAUCCUCGUGUCCACGGUCUACGAAAGAAGACCAAUCUAAAUGUAUGAAAGCGAUCUUGGAAGCGAAGAAGAAGAAGAGGAGAAUGAAUAGAGAACCGGAUUUGUUCAGUUUUGCGGUUGAUAUUAAUAAUGUGAAGGAUGAAUUGGAUGAGAAUCCUGAUAUAGUUCAAGGUCCGAUGGAUAAGUUCGUUACUCCGGACGAUUCUUUAGGUGGUGAGACAGGACAAGAAAAAAGUAAUGAUUUGGUUGUGCAUCAAUAUUGUGCUAGAUGGAUAUAUCAGUCUUGUAUUGCUUUUAAUGUUGUUGAGAGCGAUUCGUUUAGGUUGUUUUGUGAAGCUUUAGGAAGGUUUGGACCUGGUUGGGUUCCACCAAGCCAGUGUGAACUUAGGGAUACAUUGUUAAAGGAGGAAGAAGAAGUUAUUAGUGAGAAACUUAAGAGGUUAGAGGUAGGAUGGGAAUAUAAUGGUUGUUCUGUACUGAUAGAUGCAUGGAUUAGUGACACAAAGAAGAACGUUGUGAAUUUUUGUGUUAAUUCAAGAGGAGGGAGUAGUUUUGUUUCUUCAAAAGAGGUCUCGAAGGAAUCUCAGACUGGUGCGUUUAUCUUUGAGUAUGUUGAUAAAUGCAUAGAAGAGUUUGGUGGUGAGAAAGUUGUUCAGGUGAUAACUGACUGAGCGGAGAACAACUUAGUAGCUGCAAGGAUGUUGAAAGAGAAGAGACCAGGUGUGUUUUGGUCUGCAUGCGCUGCUGAUACUGUUAAAUUGAUGCUUGAAGACAUUGUUAAGUUGCCAAAGGUUUCAAAGUACAUUGAUAAAGCUAAGGCUGUGACCACGUUCAUUUAUUGUCAUGGGAAAAUUUUAGGUAUAAUGAGAUCUCGUAUAAAGGAAAAGGAUAUUGUAAGGCGUGGAGUCACAAAAUUUGCUACAACCUUCUUGACUUUGCAAAGCUUGUUGGAGAAUAAAGAACAGGUUAAAUU
Messenger RNA from Camelina sativa (false flax), 1256 nucleotides. Lineage: Eukaryota; Viridiplantae; Streptophyta; Magnoliopsida; Brassicales; Brassicaceae. The record is from RefSeq and is a predicted model, not a curated record.